Serendipita indica DSM 11827 is the source of this 1371-nucleotide messenger RNA. The record is from the annotation of a GenBank genome assembly. Lineage: Eukaryota; Fungi; Basidiomycota; Agaricomycetes; Sebacinales; Serendipitaceae.
AUGAAAUCUGUCGUUCUUUCUGUCGCCGCGUCGUUUCCCUCGUGCCCUACGUGGCUGCAGUCAGCGAAUGGGUGUGGAGGGCUCAACUACUCUGGGAGCACAACGUGUGACUCUGGCUUGAGCUGUGUCUACUUUAAUGACUGGUACUCGCAAUGCCUGAGAGUGACCACGACGGCUUCUUCGUCCACCAGGACCUCUUCGUCCACUCGCUCGUCUUCAACCUCGACAACGAGCCGGAGCUCCUCAACCACUAGCCGAGCUUCUUCAACGUCUACGACAUCCACAACAUCUCGAGCGUCCUCUAGCACGACCUCUAGUACGCCAGUCGCCACAGGAUUUGUCAAGACGGAUGGACAAAAGUUUGUCUUGAAUGGCCAACGAUUCAAUCCUGUUGGAUCCAACGCAUACUGGCUCGCCCAGCUGAGCACGACUGCUCUCAUUCAACAGGCUCUGGCCGAGAUUGCCCAAGCCGGUACGACUGUCCUUCGAGUUUGGGGAUGGAACGAUGUUACCAGCCCGUCCGGUACCUACUAUCAGCUCUGGAACGGCGCCACUCCCACUAUCAACUAUGGUGCCGACGGUCUCCAAAAGUUUGACACCGUGGUGGCUGCUGCCAAGGCGGCGGGCAUCCGACUCGUUGUCCCUCUGACUAACAAUUGGCAAGACUACGGUGGCAUGGACCGAUACAUUACUCAGAUUGUCGGAAGCGGGCAACCUCACAGCCUCUUCUAUACCAAUACUGCCAUCAAGACUGCGUUCAAGAAUUAUGUGAAUGUCUUCGUCACCCGCUACAAGAAUGAGCCCACUAUUUUCAGCUGGGAGCUUGCAAAUGAGCCCAGAUGCAACGGCUGCAAUGUUUCUGUCGUGACGGAGUGGGCGAAAGAGAUGUCGGCGUAUAUCAAGUCCAUCGACUCCAACCACAUGGUCGCUCUUGGAGACGAAGGCUUCUUCAAUCAACCCAGCAGCUCUUCUUAUCCCUAUCAGGGUGGGGAGGGUGUUGACUUUACCGCAAAUAUGGCCAUCUCGACUCUAGAUUACGGAACAUUCCAUUUGUAUCCUAUUCCAUGGGGUGUUAGCUCUGGUUAUUCGACAUGGGGUGCGCAAUGGAUCAACGAUCACGCUGCAGUCCAAAAGUCGUUGAACAAGCCCGUCAUUAUUGAGGAGUAUGGUGUCAUAGCGUCUGAUCGCUCCUCUGCCUAUGCUGCCUGGUGGAGCGCCGUUGAAACCUCUGGUCUUGCUGGUGACCAGUACUGGCAAGCCGCAACCACGGCUAGCGGUAGUGGGUACAAUGACGGAUAUGGCAUCUCGACAACCGAUUCGAUUUUCCCCGCAUUGCAGGCCCAUUUUGCCACUCUCAAGGCCCGUACCUAA